AUUCAAGUUUCACAUGAACUGAAUUAGCAUAAAGGCAAAAUCCGAAAUUUGUCAAUAAAAAUUAGUAACUUUCCAUAUUUUUAUCAAAAAAUCCAACAAAAAUGGGUGGCCUCGUGAGCAUGUUUCGCGGAUUAUUCGGUUCAAAAGAAAUGCGAAUUUUGAUAUUAGGACUCGACGGCGCAGGAAAAACAACAAUUUUAUACAGAUUGCAGGUCGGCGAAGUAGUUACGACAAUCCCGACGAUCGGCUUCAACGUAGAACAAGUCACGUAUAAAAAUCUCAAGUUCCAAGUGUGGGAUUUGGGCGGACAAACGAGUAUCAGACCUUAUUGGCGAUGUUACUACAGCAAUACAGAUGCGAUAAUUUACGUCGUUGAUAGUGCCGACAAAGAUCGAAUAGGGAUCUCGAAGGACGAGUUGCUCUAUAUGCUGCGCGAAGAGGAGCUGGCCGGUGCAAUUUUAGUCGUUUUAGCGAAUAAGCAAGACAUGGAAGGGUGUUUGAGUGUCGCGGAAGUGCAUCAGGCGCUCGGACUUGAUCAACUGAAAAAUAGAACGUUCCAGAUAUUUAAGACAUCAGCUACGAAGGGCGAAGGACUCGACAGUGCCAUGGAUUGGCUGGCAAAUGCACUACAAGCAAGGAAAUAGUGAGGCAACUACCAAACUAGACAAAUAAUAACCGAAAAAUUUGUACAGUCCCCCCAUGUUGCAUCUUCAUUUGCCCCGAUUCGCAUGAAAAUUACCGUAAAAUUAAUUCUAAUCUAAACAAAUAUAAUAUAAAAAUUAUUUUUUACCACAAAUGGACUGCUAUUUCGCUCGCGAGCACAUUUUUUUCCAAAAAUUCGUUUGAAAAGGAUGCCUCUUCUUGCAUUUAAUUAAGUUUUUGAGUUCUCGUCCUGUCUAAAUAUAGCGUUUGUAUAUUGAAUUUGAGUUAAUAGACUUAAAAUAACGAAAAAAUGAGAUAAUUUAUAAAAAAAAAGAAAUUGAAAAAAAGUACAUUGAUAAAAAAAUGAAAGAGUAAAAAAUAAGACCAAGUGUAU
This is a messenger RNA of Culicoides brevitarsis, 1036 nucleotides long. It is a transcript of the gene Arl1, whose product is annotated as ADP-ribosylation factor-like protein 1. Gene Ontology annotation, biological process: vesicle-mediated transport; intracellular protein transport. NCBI's taxonomy places the organism in Eukaryota, Metazoa, Arthropoda, Insecta, Diptera, Ceratopogonidae. Gene Ontology annotation, cellular component: Golgi apparatus; cytoplasm. Bases 102 to 644 code for a protein of 180 amino acids. Gene Ontology annotation, molecular function: GTPase activity; GTP binding. The record is from RefSeq and is a predicted model, not a curated record. The transcript has 4 exons.